Messenger RNA from Lingula anatina, 679 nucleotides. RefSeq lists its product as uncharacterized. Gene Ontology annotation, cellular component: mitochondrion; respiratory chain complex I. Lineage: Eukaryota; Metazoa; Brachiopoda; Lingulata; Lingulida; Lingulidae. The record is from RefSeq and is a predicted model, not a curated record.
CUCUCCAACCACGGACCUCGUUACAGUACAAUAACUUAUUCGGAACCGAGGUGUCUGCAUCGAGAUGGCACUGUUACCCAAAAUUGUGUCUGUGGGAGGUUCAAGAUCAUGGCUGUUACUGUGCAGAACACCGUGUUUUCAGGCAAGAAGUAUGACAAGCGGGAAGGAUACUGACAAAAAAGGUCCACAGCAGACGAAGGCUCCAGAACCAAAGUCUCCACCAAAAGAGGACAGCAGUGGAAAUACAUACAAAGUUAAAGAAUACUACACCAAUAACACAUAUUCUUUUUACAAAAUGGAACAUGACAUGGAGAAACAACGUAUUGGACAACCUAGUUCACUAAAAUGACAAGUUUAAAAAGAAACUUAUUUACACAGACAGAAACAUUUAUUGUGCAGAUGCACAAGUAGAUGGCAUUUGCGUGGCAUGUCAUGCUUAUCUGGGCUGUUGGUUUACUGCAGUUGUUUGUAGUAAAGACGGAACGUUUUGUUGUUGAAUAAAAUUUUUAUUAAGUUUUCGACUUCUAUCCAAUUGGACAGUGCGACUGUUUACAUAUAUUUAUUAAAACAUUCUUUCAAUUAGCUCAGAAUUACACUCAAUUUAUAAAAAAUAUAUUCCUGAUAAAACAACUUUAUAAAAACUUAAUGGACUAUGACUCAAAAUAAAAUGGCAAACUUA